Cataglyphis hispanica is the source of this 1370-nucleotide messenger RNA. RefSeq names its product parkin coregulated gene protein homolog. The transcript is spliced from 6 exons. The record is from RefSeq and is a predicted model, not a curated record. Bases 618 to 1355 code for a protein of 245 amino acids. Gene Ontology annotation, molecular function: Hsp70 protein binding; Hsp90 protein binding. NCBI's taxonomy places the organism in Eukaryota, Metazoa, Arthropoda, Insecta, Hymenoptera, Formicidae.
GCAUAAGCGCAUAACCAUAAACAUAGAGAAAUUGAUUGGUCCACAAAAAUGUAUGCAUAAGAAAAUGAACCAAUCAAUUUCCUUAUGCUUAUUGUUGUGCGCUUAUGCAAAAGUGUGUGCUCCCCGCUUAAGAUUGUACAUGAUGAAAAGUCUGGCGGGAAAACAAAAUGGAAAUUGUUAAACGAAGUUCGAAGGAGAUAAUUUUAGAAAAGUUAUGGUAACAUAUGAUAUCCUCGGCCGACAAAAAGCCGACAUCGAAUAAAAUACGAUAAAAAUUUGCAAAACACUAAAAAUAAAAACAGAACAAUUAUCAUAUCGGAAAUCAAAUCGAUAAUGGAAAAUCACGGAACUAAUAUUGAUUCUCAACAUCUAAUACUUUUGGCAGAUUUAAUGAGUAGAGGAGAAGUACUUACACGAGGUUUAGAUGAAAGAAUCAAUCAAGAUAAAUCACUUUUAAAUUUGGAGACAGUGUAUGUUUGAUCUAAAUCUGUCCAAAUUUGCCUUAUAUUUGUACAUAUCUUCAUCAUCUCUUGUCUGAUUGGAAUAUAAUGUUUGAUAUGUAAAAAAAAGUAAUUUAAUUGUAUAAUUUGAAUAUUGAAGAAACUGAGUGAAUCGAAAUGGUAAACGAGAAAGAAUUUUGGACAGAGAUUCGAAAAGAUAUACCAAGAUAUAAAAAAAGGAAGCCACGAGUCGUUCCUGCUUUCACAAUACAAGCUUUGCAGGAAAAUACAGUCGUUGCAAAACCACCACGAUGCGGAUUGUACAAACCUCGUCCACCGAAACCGUCAACUUUUCGAAAAUUCUACAAACGUGGUGUGUUUCCCAUUUCCUUGGAAAAUGACGGCUACGAUCAGAAAAUUAAUUGGAAAGUAGAUAUAGAAGACUUGGACUUUCAUCAUUAUCUGCCAAUGUUUUUCGAUGGAUUAACAGAAACAGAACAUCCAUACAAAUUUCUAGUGGAGCAAGGAAUAUCAGAUAUGUUGGAACAUGGUGGCCCAAAAAUAUUACCCGUUGUUCCUCAACUAAUCAUACCUAUCAAGAAUGCUUUGAAUACAAGAAUGCCUGAGAUAAUUUGUACCACCAUGAAAGCACUUCAACGUUUAGUACGUUCAGCAGAUUGCGUUGGUGAAGCUUUAGUUCCGUAUUUUAGGCAAAUUUUACCUAUUCCUAAUUUACUCAAAGACAAAAAUGUAAAUCUUGGAGAAGGUAUUGAUUAUUCUCAACAAAGAGGAGAGAAUGCAGCGGAUAUUAUACAAGAAACGCUUGAAGUAUUGGAAAGAUAUGGUGGUGAAGAUGCUUUCAUAAAUAUCAAAUAUAUGGUUCCUACCUAUGAAUCUUGUAUAAUGAAUAAAUAAACAUCAAACAGAUUU